AAUGUAGAAAGGAGGAAAGUAGAAAAUAGUAGAAACCAGAAACGUGCACAUUCUCAUCACCUCCGACUUCCUCUUCUCCUCCUUUUAUUUUAAAGGCCCCUCCCGCAGGGACUCCUGCUCUGAGCCACCGUUCACGGGGAGCAAAGUGGGCUGCGACGGUCGUGCUGUUAAAAGGUAUUAUGCACCCUGAAUCUUGGGUCGCCGAAGGUGGUAUCUUCUGAAGAAUGGCGGGUCCGAUCACCAAAGCUGGAAAGCCUAAGAAAUAUAAGAAAAGGAAGAAGAGGGUCUCCAGCUCAACCAAUGAAGGAGGGUGGGGGUUGAGGUAAUUAGGAUUGCCAGGGCAAUUCCUUUUGAUACGAAGCUAAAAGGCAACAGCCUAGCCGAAAGUAGGUGCUGCUUCAUCUUAUUCGGUUAUCAUCAGGGUAGAUGAUGCUAAGCAAAAGAAUUCACUAAGACAUAUUAUUAAACAGUCACAUUUGCU
Messenger RNA from Rubroshorea leprosula, 481 nucleotides. The record is from the annotation of a GenBank genome assembly. Lineage: Eukaryota; Viridiplantae; Streptophyta; Magnoliopsida; Malvales; Dipterocarpaceae.